ACCAUCGUCUCAACUCCUGGAAGAAUCAACAAGUCAGAGGCUCCAUCAUCCUCUUGUCUCGGGGAUAAACGUCUGUCGUCGCGGCGCGCAAUCGUCACGGCUAUCAUUAUUGUCGCUGGUAGGAUCGAUAGACCCCCCGCAGCCCCGUUCAUUGUUCAAAUCCGUUGUAGCUUCUAGCAUCGCCGCAUAGGUGAGCGGGAGAGCCUAUCCGGCCUGGAUGAAGACUCCACGGCUUCCAGACGUGGCCGAUCCAUGCACUCACCCGACCCGUUCUUCACAACAGCUUCUGAGGAUGAGCGGGUUGGGAUGUGAAUGUGUUGUGGGUGAAGAAUUGCGUGGGGGAAGGCCUUAGGAGCGGUGGUGUACCGUGUCUCGAUCUCCAGAGCCUGCGUAGUUUGGCGCAGUUUUAGAUUGUCCUGUUGUUGAAGAGUCGGAAGGAUGUGUGGUUGAUUGCGGGUAGAAGAGGAUUUCCGGUAGCAGGAGGUGCGGAGGUGGAGGUGGUGGUGGGGAGCGAGAAUUUUUUUGAGUCGGGAAUGGUGUUCAAUGUGGCUGCUCUCUUGGAGGUGGUCGGGUGGGCGUUGUAUGUGUGUCAAGUAUUGGCUUGUAAUCCCGACAUUUUGGAGCGGAAUGAGGUCAUUGAUCUCCUUUGCUGCGUCCCAUAUCAUCUCAUGACUAGGGCGUUUACAUCAGUGUUGACCUCUGUGAGAUUUAGGCUUGCCACUCAUCUCGAAUGACUGGUGGGUAGUUUUCUCUUCCGCUAGGGUUUAUGCGGAAAGAACGUAUAUUUUUGGGCGGAUUAUCUACAGAGUCACAGCAGAAAUGAGAUUUGCCGACAGUGAUUACGGCAGCGACGAUCCUGGGAACAGCGACAUAUCGGAUGAUGUUCAUUAUGAGGCUUCGCUUCUUAAUCGAAGUUCUGAUUACACAAGGCCCCGUCCUCGGUUUUCCAGAUUCAUAGUGGACCAAGGAGGCCUCGUGUUUCUAGAGGGAGAAAGAGUGAUGCAUCUUCUUGAAGUUGACAGCUUGGUGCCAUCUCCUUUAUAUGACUGUUCUUGGGAUAACUGCCAAGUCAAUGAUUAUCCGAGAAAUCUAAUUUAUGUUGUAGGCCAAAACUACGUCCAGGGGACUUUACUGAAGCAGCAACCUCCGAUGUUGACAAGAGUGAAGAAUCUUGACCAGCGAUUUGCUUUCGUGAUAAUUUUCAGGGGUGCACAGGAGAAAGGAAAUGUCUCUGAAAAUUUGACUCAGUCCAGUUCACAGCUGAAGACGUGUGUUGAACACAAAAAUGCAUUCAGCUCUGUCUCUCGUUCAGGGAAGCCUAUUUAUGAGUAACUAUUUACAGUUUGAAGCUUGUGUGCUCCUAUUCCAUGUGCAUGUUUAGACUAUUUCCCAAGCUACUAUACUGCCAGUGACUUGGUGACUUACACCGAUGUUUCGGCGACAUCACGUGUUGAUGUAGCGAGGGAAAUCUCUACAACCGUGGAACUGGAAGGUAUUGGAAGCAGCACUUCGAAGAAUAAGAUGACGUGCGAUGUGCAGCUUUCGAGCGGAGGGGCGAAGAAACAUAAACCUUGCCUUUCAGCUUGUGCACUACAAGGGCUUGCGGCUACAUCCCUUUGUUCUGGUCCAUAAUCUUUCUGCUACGCUGACAGGGGUUGGUCUAAGUAUUGACAUCUGAAUGAAUCUCAUUUGUUUCAGUGUAUGCAGUGGUGAUUCAUCUUGAUCUGGAGCAUGCGUGCUGGAAAAUCUUAUCGAGGGCAGACUAGUGAAGUUUGUGUCAGUGUUUUAUGAUAAUGUCACAACCUACGACUUCGAUGCUACUUCAUUUCCGAGUCUGUUGUGGAAAAUCAUGAUCAAUUCCUAAAAGUUUAUUAUGCGAAGAUAUGCCAAAGAAUCCGUUAAUGUAUUGCUGGGCAAAUGGGUAUCUUAUAGGUUUUUUGUCUUCAGAAUCUUGUACAUUCUACCUUCUCUUAAUUCUACAUGUUGCUUCUCAAACUCACUAGAGGUUCGAAGUGUCGCCAGGACCCACUUGAACUCUUUUUUGUAGUUUCUAAAGCUCAAUACACAGGUGGCGAGUUCUUAUUGCGACGCUUUGGUA
Physcomitrium patens is the source of this 2098-nucleotide messenger RNA. RefSeq lists its product as uncharacterized. Lineage: Eukaryota; Viridiplantae; Streptophyta; Bryopsida; Funariales; Funariaceae. The record is from RefSeq and is a predicted model, not a curated record.